UAACUUAUUUAAAGACUUUGCUCCUUCCUCUCCCUCCCCAAAACCCUAGUUCCUCUGAAUCUCGCCGAAAUCCAUCCCAAGAUCAAAUUUUGGCGCUUUCAUCUGGAUACAUAGGCCUCCAGUUCUCGAGGUUUCAGUUCGAUUCUCGUUGAGAAUGGAAUCUUCGUACUCCUGUGCUCGUUGCGGCAAUCCUUCGAAUCUUCAGUGUCCCAAGUGUUUGCAACUAGGAUUACCUCGUGAAGGUGCUGUUUUUUGCUCACAGGAUUGUUUUAAGGCAUCUUGGAGCUCUCAUAAAUCAGUGCAUGUGAAGUCAAAUUUAGCAACUGGUAAAGCAAAUACAUCAUCCGAACAUUCGCAGGAGGGUUGGUUGUAUUGCUUAAAGAAAGGCCAGACUCGAACAUCUGUAAUUCCUCAUUUUGAUUGGACAGGUUCAUUAAGACCAUAUCCAAUAUCGCAGACGCGGAAGGUUCCUGAUGAGAUUGAAAAGCCUGAUUGGGCCUUUGAUGGGAUUCCCAAGAUUGAGCCCAACAGUGAUUUGCAGAGCAGAGUGGAGAUCAAAACUCCGGAGCAGAUUGAAAGAAUGAGAGAAACAUGUCGAAUUGCAAGGGAGGUCUUAGAUGCAGCUGCACGUAAGAUUCAACCUGGAGUUACUACUGACGAAAUUGAUGAGGUGGUCCAUCAGGCAACAAUUGCUGCUGGCAAGUUACCUUCAUUGUUUACUCUUAGUAGUUAACUAGAAGAAUGCCUA
Messenger RNA from Asparagus officinalis (garden asparagus), 748 nucleotides. RefSeq names its product methionine aminopeptidase 1A-like. Lineage: Eukaryota; Viridiplantae; Streptophyta; Magnoliopsida; Asparagales; Asparagaceae. The record is from RefSeq and is a predicted model, not a curated record. The transcript is spliced from 7 exons. The coding region runs from base 155 to 733 and encodes 192 amino acids.